AUGUCCUACAGCUACUGCUCUGGAAACUUCUCCACCUCCCGUCGGUGCUACAGGCCCUACUCCUCCUGUGGCUCUUCCUACCCCAGUAAUCUGAUCUACAGCACCACCAGCUGCCUUCCCAGUACCUGUAAGAUGGGCUCUCUUCUCCAGCCUGACUGUCAAGAGCCCCGCAUUGAGCCUACCAGCUGCCAGAGGUCCUGUGUGGUCAACCUGGUCUACAGCAGCACGAGCUACUCUCCCAGGACCUGUCAGCUAGACUCCACUCUCCACAGUGGCUGUCAGGAGACCUGCAUUAAGCCCAUCAACAGCCAGGAAUCUUGUGUGGUGUCUAACCCCUGCCAGACCCACUGCUACUACCCAAGGAGCUCCACACCUUGCAGCCCCUGCAAGCCUUCUUAUGCUGGAUCCCUGGGAUUUGGAUCCAGCAGCUGCUUUUCUGGUAGCUUUGGAUCCAGAAGCUGCUAUUCAGGGGGCUGCGGAUCAAGUGGCUUCAGAUCUCUGAAUUAUGGAGUUCCUUGCUUCCCUUCCCUGAGUUAUGGGUCCAGAUACUGCCACCCAAACUACUUUGCCUCUAGUAUCUGCCAACCUUCUUAUUACUUUCAACACUAUGACUCUGUCCCCUGUGGAUUCAGCUGUUAA
Messenger RNA from Nannospalax galili (Upper Galilee mountains blind mole rat), 639 nucleotides. RefSeq names its product keratin-associated protein 13-1-like. Bases 1 to 639 code for a protein of 212 amino acids. NCBI's taxonomy places the organism in Eukaryota, Metazoa, Chordata, Mammalia, Rodentia, Spalacidae. The record is from RefSeq and is a predicted model, not a curated record. The transcript has 2 exons.